Messenger RNA from Scheffersomyces coipomensis, 1209 nucleotides. RefSeq lists its product as uncharacterized. Bases 222 to 1133 code for a protein of 303 amino acids. Lineage: Eukaryota; Fungi; Ascomycota; Pichiomycetes; Serinales; Debaryomycetaceae. Gene Ontology annotation, cellular component: membrane. The record is from RefSeq and is a predicted model, not a curated record. The transcript has a single exon.
ACUUUCCAUUUUGAAAGCUCAGAGUUAUAUAAGUGGUGUUUCCUGUGAAAAUAAGUGUGUAUGGUGAUGAUAAUUUGGCUGGUGGUUUGUUUUGUAUUUACUGUCGCACGAACUUUCUCCUCUCUUCAAAAUUGAGUUGGGGUAAGUUUAAAGAUAAUGACCCUUCAUAUGAGAUAAGUGUCUUACAUUCCUAACAUUGCAUUCGUUCAUCACACAUACACAUGAUGAUACACUCACUUCUAAACCUAUACUCCAGAGAAGAGGAUACCUGUUCGGUGUUCGAAGGAGCAUCUACUGUCAACUUAAUUUUCCUGAUCUUUAUAACUAUCGGUAUCAUAGUUAGUUAUUUGCCUCAAUAUCAUAGAAUCUAUCAAAAGAAAACAUCAGAAGGAUUAUCAACCAACUUUUUAUUAUUAGGGUCAUGUUCUGCCAUAUUCACGUUAACUAAUAUCAUAUUGGUAAGUUCUACUGCUCGUUAUUGUUGUUUUAGUGGAGCUCUAAGUAGAUUCAAUUGUAUUAAUUCCCAACUUAAUUUAAUCCAAAUAGGCAUACAAUGUACAUGUGCCAUAUUAAUAUUGAUAUUUGUCUUGUUAAUAACUAGACAUUCAUUAAAACAAGAUAAAGAAGAGUUUCAAAGAAUCAUCGUGGUGAGUAAAUUCGUUACACUUCAUGGAAUACUUUCACUUAUUCAAAUUGUGAUUGGAUUAUCAUCCAACAAAAACAUACUUUACUCCAUUGCCAGUGUGAAUGGGUUAUUAUCGACAUUAUUAACUGUGGUGAAAUAUGUUCCGCAAAUUCAUACGACGUAUGUGUUGAAACAUCCAGGUACUUUAUCAAUUGGAAUGAUGUGCAUUCAAACCCCAGGUGGGUUUAUAUUUACUGCUACUUUGUUCUUUACUAAAGGAUCUCAUUGGAGUUCUUGGGUAUCAUAUUUAGUAGCAGCUUUAAUGCAAGGAGCUUUAUUAACUCUUUGUAUUUAUUAUGAAUACUUUGCUAAAGACGGUGCUAAUGCUGAAGAGUUAGAAAGAAGAGCAGUGGAAAGAAUAAUAGAAGAAAAUUUACAUGAUGAUGAUACUGUUCCCAAUACUAAUAAUGAAUUAAGAACUAGUAGUAGAGAUCCAUUACUUGAAUAGAUGUAUAGUAAUAUUAAAAUAUAUAUAUAUAUAACAUGUAACAUGCAAUUGAUUAUAUAAUACACAUUUUUUAGCU